UUCUAUUGGAUUUAAAAAUAAUACGCAAAAAACAAGCCUCCGAUGGUAAUGGCCGUGAUACUGUUGCUCGCCCUGGCAGUUGUACUCGGUUGCUAUUGCGCGAUUCACAGGCAAAAGAUCAGUGCGAUUUACUUGAAGCCGCUGCUAAAGAAUACGCCGCUGGAGGAUUGUUAUCAUGCCACGCCCAUCGAGCAGCGAAAGCGUCGCAGCAUCUGGGAUAUACCCGGACCGCAGCGGAUACCAUUUCUGGGCACCAAAUGGAUAUUCCUCUUAUUCUAUCGGCGCUACAAAAUGACAAAGCUGCAUGAGGUCUACGCAGAUCUGAAUCGACAGUACGGUGACAUUGUGCUCGAGGUGAUGCCCUCGAAUGUGCCCAUUGUGCAUCUAUAUAAGCGCGAGGAUCUGGAGAAGGUGCUCAAGUAUCCCAGCAAGUAUCCCUUUCGCCCGCCCACCGAAAUCAUUGUAAUGUAUCGACAAUCCCGACCCGAUCGCUAUGCCAGCGUGGGGAUAGUCAACGAGCAGGGACCGAUGUGGCAGCGACUGCGCUCCUCGCUCACCUCCAGCAUCACCUCACCGCGCAUCCUGCAGAACUUUCUGCCCGCUCUGAACGCCGUUUGCGAUGAUUUCGUUGAACUGCUGCGUGCCAGACGCGAUCCCCAGACCCAGGUGGUGCCCAACUUUGAGGAGUUGGCCAAUCUGAUGGGUCUGGAAGCCGUUUGCACCUUGAUGCUGGGCAGGCGAAUGGGAUUCCUGGCCGCCAAUGCCAAGCAGCCGGAGAAGAUAAGCCAACUGGCGGCGGCUGUCAAGCAGCUGUUUAUCUCGCAGCGCGAUUCAUAUUAUGGCCUGGGCCUGUGGAAAUACUUUCCCACCAAGACGUACCGGGAGUUUGCGCGUGCCGAAGACUUGAUCUAUGAUGUCAUCUCGGAGAUCAUUGACAACGAGCUGGAGGAGCACAAGAAAUCGGCGGCCUGCGAAGAUGAGGAUGCGGCGGGCUUGCGCAGCGUAUUCCUCAACAUACUCGAGCUCAAGGAGUUGGACAUACGGGACAAGAAGUCGGCCAUUAUUGACUUUAUAGCCGCGGGUAUUGAAACGCUAGCCAACACCCUGCUAUUUGUGCUCAGCUCCGUGACAGGAGACGCUUCGGCUAUGCCUCGCAUACUCGGCGAGUUCCUUGAGUAUCGCGACACUAACAUUCUGCAGGAUGCGCUCACAAAUGCCACAUACACCAAGGCGUGCAUUCAGGAAUCGUACAGGCUGAGGCCCACGGCCUUCUGCCUGGCACGCAUACUCGAAGAGGACAUGGAACUCUCCGGCUACUCCCUGAAUGCGGGCACUGUGGUGCUGUGCCAGAAUAUGAUCGCCUGCCACAAGGACAGCAACUUUCAAGAGGCCAAACAGUUUUGUCCCGAACGCUGGAUAGACUCCAGCUCGGGCAACUUUACAGUGAACGUGGACAGUGCCAGCAUCGUGGUACCCUUCGGCGUGGGUCGACGCACCUGUCCCGGCAAGCGUUUUGUCGAAAUGGAGGUGGUCCUGCUGCUUGCCAAGAUGGUGCUGGCUUUUGAUGUCAGCUUUGUCAAGCCGCUGGAGACGGAAUUUGAGUUUCUGCUAGCCCCGAAGACGCCGCUAAGCUUAAGGCUGCGCGAUCGCGAGUUAUGA
Drosophila novamexicana is the source of this 1659-nucleotide messenger RNA. It is a transcript of the gene shd, whose product is annotated as ecdysone 20-monooxygenase. Lineage: Eukaryota; Metazoa; Arthropoda; Insecta; Diptera; Drosophilidae. Gene Ontology annotation, molecular function: iron ion binding; oxidoreductase activity, acting on paired donors, with incorporation or reduction of molecular oxygen; heme binding. The transcript is spliced from 7 exons. The coding region runs from base 43 to 1659 and encodes 538 amino acids. The record is from RefSeq and is a predicted model, not a curated record.